Molecule: messenger RNA, 2309 nt
Organism: Thamnophis elegans (Western terrestrial garter snake)
Lineage: Eukaryota; Metazoa; Chordata; Lepidosauria; Squamata; Natricidae
Gene: SYS1
Product: SYS1 golgi trafficking protein
Exons: 3
Coding region: 883-1353 (156 amino acids)
Biological process (GO): protein localization to Golgi apparatus; Golgi to plasma membrane protein transport; Golgi to endosome transport
Cellular component (GO): Golgi membrane; trans-Golgi network
Source: RefSeq, a predicted model, not a curated record
CCCUCAGGGAAAAGGGCGGCCUAUAAAUCUUAAUAAAAUGAUAAAAAAUGAUAAAAAUGAUAAAUGAUAGGAAAUUUCCUACAAUAGUUGGGAGAAUGAGAUGGCUAAAUCAGUAAAAUACUUCACAAAGGAUGUACUUUUGAGAAGAUAGAAAAAAAUGCUUGCAAUUUAAUGCACAUAUCUACAAGUCUCAUUAAGUGUAUCUGAACUUAUUUUUGAAUGAAUAUGGAGUUGUUAUUUUAGAAAAUUAAAUAGACACGAUAGCAGAAGGAUGCAAUGAAGUCAGUGCAGAAAUGGAAAUAAACCCACUUACAUUGUACUGGUUUGCAAAUUAAGCCUUAAAUUAUGAUGUUUUUAGGAUAAAUGUUUCAUAGAUUUUAUAAAUUUCUAUAGAGGAAUGAGACUAUUAAGUGAUAUUAGUGAUGAAGGAGCCAUAUAUUUCAUUCCAAAUCUUGGUGUUGGAUGGAAUAAUAUAUACAAAUAUAAUUCUGCAGUCCUUCCUCUGUAAGAAUCAGAGUGUGUACUAUUUCCAUUCUAUUUAUCCCCUUUAACCAGAUCUGAGACAUUUCAUUUAUUGUAAAUUAAUAACUUUCCUAUGCCAGGCUUGGGUCAGUGGCCUUGCUUUAGGAAGCUGUAAAUAAACUGGUAGUAUUUUAAUUGGGAAAAGAUUCAAUACAGUUAUAGGUUUUGGAGAAGAUGUGCAUUAGAAUGCCUUCUUUUUGUAGGAUUUAAUCGGAAUGACACAAAUUAUUUCUUCUUUCUUUCAGGUGCUGAUGGAAUCACCCUGCAUUCUCUAGACAGUGACACAAGAGAUUUUAUGUUUUAAGACAUCCGUGGGCUAUUUAUAUAUUUCUAUGCAGCCUAUGGGCUGUUGCUUCAGGAAUGGCUCCCCAGUUCCGCAGUUACGUUUGGGAUCCUGCACUUAUCAUUUCCCAGAUCCUGCUCAUGCAAGCAAUUUAUUACAGCAGUCUGGGGCUUUGGUUGGCUCUAGUAGACAGUCUGGUACAGAGCAACCCUUCACUGGACCAGAUUUUCAGUUAUGAGUUUUUGGGAUUUGCCACCUCUCCUGGGAGACUUUCCACAAUGGCAUUUAUCCUAAAUGCACUCACCUGUGCCGUCGGUUUAUUGUAUUUCAUUCGACGAGGAAAGCAGUGCUUGGAUUUCACCGCCACCGUUCAUUUUUUUCAUCUGUUGGGCUGCUGGAUUUACAACGGAUCCUUUCCAACAGCUUUGACCUGGUGGCUUGUACAUACUGUGUGCACAGCGCUCAUGGCUGUGAUUGGGGAAUAUCUCUGUAUGAGGACAGAACUGAAAGAAAUCCCAUUAAAUUCAGCCCCCAAAUCCAGUGUAUAGGCCGUCAGAGGCACUGUGUUUCUCCAUCAGUAUCAGCAUCUUGGUGCUAGUUUGUGACACGUGGAAAUGCAACUGAAGAAAUCCAGAGGGCCUUAAAUGUAUUAGCUGGGAGACUGACAUUUGCAAUAUUUUGAUAGGCCAAGAUGAAUAUAGUUUUUACAUAACUCAUUUGUAUUACUAUGCAGAUGUGCCCAAUUUGCCAAAGUGAUCAGACUCGAGUGUUGGAUAAAAUGCAUAAGAGACAUUGGAAGUGGACUGAUUUUGAGAAGCAAGCAGUGAGUGUGAUGAUCACAGUUUCCCUUCUCUAUAGUGUGAACGUCAGUUGACUAGAGAACUCCCAACAAUUGCACAAUAGACACUUUGUUCCCUUUUAUCCGUCGUAUAUCUGAUUCUCAUUUUACUUCCACUUUUUGAAUUAAAGGAUCAAGGAGAUCAAACAAUGCAGAAAGGCACAGUACUAUUAUUCACUUGGCUGCUCAGAUUCCAGAAAGCUUAUUAACAGCAAAGGGUAAUGUGACUGUAUUUAUUGGACUGGAAAAAAAAUACUAUUUUAUUUAAUAAAGACUUUCCAUUGAAGUUUUAUAAUGUAUUGAUCAGGCUGGAUUGUAUUACCUAAUAUGACAGUAGAAAUGAGAAAGUCAUCAGUCGGUAAUACAAUUUAGAAAACCAGGGCCUAGACACUUUUAAACUACUGGCUUCAAAAAGACGAACAAAGAUUAAACACUCUUGUUCACAAUCUGGCAUAGAGAGGUAACUACCCCAGGUCACAUACUCUGAUACGGAAGAUGUUUCAAAUGAGUCCUCUUGUUUACUGCAAUGAAUGUUUUACCUUGGAAGAUUCACUGUUCAUAACCAAGGAAACUUGCAAGAGGUUGUGCAGGGCACAAAAAACAGGAUGGUUAAUUCUUUUUGUAACUACUACUACUACUGUCAAGAUAAACUUGUUUUGCAUAUAA